Molecule: messenger RNA, 1332 nt
Organism: Suncus etruscus (white-toothed pygmy shrew)
Lineage: Eukaryota; Metazoa; Chordata; Mammalia; Eulipotyphla; Soricidae
Gene: IGBP1
Product: immunoglobulin binding protein 1
Exons: 6
Coding region: 32-1033 (333 amino acids)
Biological process (GO): regulation of dephosphorylation; regulation of signal transduction
Cellular component (GO): cytosol
Molecular function (GO): protein phosphatase 2A binding
Source: RefSeq, a predicted model, not a curated record
AGUGAGUUCUCGGGAUCUCUCCUCCCCCAAAAUGGCAGCGGCUGGAGAAGACUUAGAGGAGCCGCGGCUCUCCGAGCUGUUUGAAACCUGCAAGCAGAUUCUGGAGGAGAUAGAACUGGCGACUGAGCCCAGCGGUUCCAAGAUGUUCCAGAACAAGGUGGUCGAGGGGUUAGAAUUCCUUAAGAAGGCCACCGAAAUGUUAACGCAGCUCGACUUGUUCAGCCGAAAUGAAGAAUUGGAAGAGAUUGCUUCUGCCGACCUGAAGUACCUGAUGGUGCCAGCAUUUCAAGGAUCUCUCACCCUGAAACAAGUCAACCCCAGAAAGCGUCUUGAACAUUUGUUUGAGGCUCGAGAACACUUUCUAAACUACUUAACUCAGUGCCAAUACUAUCAUGUGGCAGAUUUUGAGCUCCCUCUACUAAAGCGCAACCUGGAUGAAAACACUCCUAGUUCCUCCAUGGCUUAUCCUAACCUCGUUACAAUGGCAUCUCAAAGACAGGCUAAAAUAGAGAGGUAUAGGUUGAAGAAGGAGGUAGAAAAUAGGUUGUCUGCACUGAAGUCUUCUGUGGAAAAUGGUGAAGCAGAUGAUGAAUGUGUUCGUGAGUAUUACAUACUUCACCUUCGAAAAUGGAUUAGUAUCAGUUUAGAAGAAACUGAAAGCAUUGACCAGGAGAUAAGGAUCCUGAAAGACAAAGACUCGUUGAAAGAGGCACCAGCUUCUCAGUCAUCUCAACUGGACAGGCCUGCAAUGAAACCUUUUAUUCUCACUCGGAAUGUAACCCAAGCCAAAGUAUUUGGUGCUGGAUAUCCAAGUUUGGCAACUAUGACAGUGAAUGAAUGGUAUGAACAACAUCAGAAAUAUAACACAUCAGAUCAUGGAAUAGCCCAGACAUCAGAUUUCAGAAAAGCAUCUGAGCAACAAGAUCAGGAGGAAAAGGAGGAGGAUGAGCAAAAACUUCGCCAAUCUCGGGAGUGGGAUGACUGGAAGGACACCCAUCCUAGGGGCUAUGGAAACCGACAAAAUAUGGGUUAGUCUUCCCACAAGACUCAUGGGCUUACAUCACCCCAACAAAGAAAGCUUUUUAGUCUUACCCGCCCUGGGCUUCUGCUUCAACUGUGUAUAAAAGAGGCAAAUACACUUUUGUUCUCUAUUGAAUAAAGUGUCAAAUGAUUGUGUGUUUAUACCUUAGGUGAUGAGCCCAAUUCUUGUCUUAGCUCUAUCACCCUCAUCAUGUUAUGUUCUAAUUUCUUAAAAGAGUGUCAAGAAUUGGCUCUGUAUAAUCAGUGACUGUAUGAAUUCUCUUUGAAAAUAAAAGUCCCUUCUGUUACAUA